This is a messenger RNA of Solanum stenotomum, 1417 nucleotides long. RefSeq names its product probable UDP-arabinopyranose mutase 1. Gene Ontology annotation, molecular function: UDP-arabinopyranose mutase activity. Gene Ontology annotation, biological process: UDP-L-arabinose metabolic process; plant-type cell wall biogenesis. The coding region runs from base 55 to 1143 and encodes 362 amino acids. The record is from RefSeq and is a predicted model, not a curated record. The transcript has 4 exons. NCBI's taxonomy places the organism in Eukaryota, Viridiplantae, Streptophyta, Magnoliopsida, Solanales, Solanaceae. Gene Ontology annotation, cellular component: cytosol; Golgi apparatus.
ACUUCUCUUUACUCAAAAAAAUCAAAAUCUACAAAAUUCAUAGAGAAAUUAGCUAUGGCAGCAGCAACACCCCUGUUGAAAGAUGAGCUUGAUAUUGUGAUUCCCACAAUAAGAAAUCUUGAUUUUUUGGAGAUGUGGAGACCCUUUUUUCAGCCAUACCAUCUGAUUAUUGUUCAAGAUGGUGAUCCUUCAAAGAUCAUUAAGGUCCCUGAAGGAUUUGAUUAUGAGCUUUAUAAUCGAAAUGACAUUAACAGGAUUUUGGGUCCUAAAGCUUCUUGUAUCUCUUUUAAGGAUUCUGCUUGUAGGUGUUUUGGGUAUAUGGUGUCUAAGAAGAAGUAUAUCUACACCAUUGAUGAUGAUUGCUUUGUGGCCAAGGACCCGUCUGGUAAGGAUAUCAAUGCACUUGAGCAGCACAUCAAGAACCUCCUGUGCCCAUCCACACCACACUUCUUCAACACUCUGUAUGAUCCAUACAGAGAUGGUGCAGAUUUCGUCCGUGGCUACCCUUUCAGCAUGCGUGAGGGUGCUCCAACAGCUGUUUCUCAUGGACUGUGGCUCAACAUCCCUGACUACGAUGCUCCCACACAGCUUGUUAAGCCUCAUGAGAGGAACACUAGAUACGUUGAUGCUGUCAUGACGAUUCCAAAAGGCACUUUGUUCCCCAUGUGUGGAAUGAACUUGGCAUUUGACCGUGAUCUCAUUGGACCUGCAAUGUACUUUGGUCUCAUGGGUGACGGUCAGCCAAUUGGUCGUUACGACGAUAUGUGGGCCGGCUGGUGUACCAAGGUCAUUUGUGACCAUUUGGGACUAGGAAUCAAGACUGGUCUGCCCUACAUAUGGCACAGCAAAGCCAGCAACCCAUUCGUUAACCUCAAAAAGGAGUACAAUGGUAUCUUCUGGCAAGAGGAGAUCAUACCCUUCUUCCAGGCUGCAACUCUUUCUAAAGAGUGCACAACCGUUCAGCAAUGCUACCUCGAGCUCUCAAAGCAGGUCAAGGAAAAACUUUCCAAGAUCGAUCCCUAUUUCACCAAGCUAGGAGAUGCCAUGGUCACAUGGAUCGAAGCUUGGGAUGAGCUCAACCCUACUGGGGACAACUUGGCUAAGCUGUCUAUCGCCGAUGGUCCAGCAAAGACUAAAAAGUAGAUGCUAUUUAUAGCUUUUGCUCAUUUUCUUCGACGACUAAGACACUUAUGAGUUAACUAGAACUGGAUUUUACUUGUUUAUCAAUUUACUUGUUUUAAUUUUAGUUGAGGAUUUAGGUUUCAUAUUGCUGCUUCUACUGUUAUGUGGAGCAGCUUUUGAUUGCCUUCUCUGAGACAUCAUAGGAGUAUUUUUAUUUUAUUUAUAUAAGGCUUAGUUCCAAACUUUGAGAUCUUCUAAUAUCAAUAAAUAUGGCUUAGUGCUUUAUGCUUUUAAA